Messenger RNA from Penicillium chermesinum, 1212 nucleotides. RefSeq lists its product as uncharacterized. Bases 1 to 1212 code for a protein of 403 amino acids. Gene Ontology annotation, cellular component: plasma membrane. The transcript is spliced from 3 exons. NCBI's taxonomy places the organism in Eukaryota, Fungi, Ascomycota, Eurotiomycetes, Eurotiales, Aspergillaceae. The record is from RefSeq and is a predicted model, not a curated record.
AUGACCGAAACGCCUCCUUCGCCCGAAUCGGCUCCCUCUGCGCAGUGGCAGAGAAUCACCAAAAAAGUGCUGCGACUCAUUCUGCACCAAUGGCUCCUCAUCGGAAUCGGUGUCGCAUGCGUGCUGGCCUACUUCUUCCCCAACGUGGCCAAACACGGGGGCGUGAUCCGCUCAGAGUAUAGUGUUUUGUACGGCGUGAUCGCCAUCAUCUUCCUCAUCUCGGGGCUGAGCAUUGAGCGCCGGAAACUGUUCCUGCAGCUUCUGAACUGGCGGCUGCAUCUUACAGUGCAAGUGACGUCGUUUCUGUUCAUUCCUGCCUUGAUCGAUCGCGCCGUGUUAGCGGGUUACAUCUUCACGGCAUGUAUCCCGACGACGAUUGCGUCGAAUGUGGUCAUGACCCGAUCGGCCGGAGGGGAUGAUGCGGCGGCGCUGGUGGAAGUCUUGAUUGCGAAUAUUUUUGCGCCCUUUGUCACUGCUGCUUGGACGGUGACAUUGAUCCCCAGAACGCCGGAGUUCGAUAGUUGGCGGUAUGGCGGUGGGAACCUCGGGAGCAUGUACAAGAAUGUCUUUCAGCAGCUGGGAUUGAGUGUCCUGCUGCCGCUUUUUGUUGGGCAGCUAGUGCGAUGGACGUGGCCGAACCAGACGGCGAAAGUGUUGGCGAAGACGAAGCUGCCGAAAUUGGGCAGUGUGUGCAUGCUGCUUCUAGUGUGGACAACGUUCUCUUCAUGCUUUGCAACAGGUGCAUUGCAGACCCUUUCCGCGCCGAGUAUCAUAUUUGUUGUGCUGUUCAACCUUGCUCUCUACAUCUUCCUCACUGGAGUCUGCUUCAUAGUUUCUAGGCCUCCAAAGAUCUUAAUCUCCCAUCCUUGGGUCGAGCUUGUUUUCACACCUUUGCCGCCAAAAGAGACCAUCGCGGCCUGUUUUUGUGGGCCUGCAAAGAGUACAGCCUUGGGGAUCCCCCUUCUCUACGCCAUGUGGGCCCCGCUUGAUCUGUUCGUCAAGGCGAAGACCUCCGUUCCGGUCUUAUUAUACACCACCGAGCAAAUUUGCGUCGCUCACUUCUUUGUUCAAAUAUUCCGCAAAUGGAGUGCUUGGAUAGAGAAGCGAGAAGGAGUCCAGACUGCCCGGGGAGACGAGGCUGCGCCUGGCCCCGAGAUGUCGGAGCCUCCCGCAGGUGGACCUCUGGAUAUUGAACGGACGAGGAAUACAUAA